UAAUUAGUGCAGGAGCCGCUGUCUGCAGACAAGCAAAAACAUUGACCGCUUUGAACGCAGCGGCUGUGAUAAGCAAGACUGACCAAACAUGUCCCGUCGCUUGUGUCCCGAAGCGGCAGUCUCUCGAUGCAAAUCCUACGCGGGGCCGUCACCUGCAUGUGGUUUGAGAUAAAUGAAACGAUACCCCCUCCCGCUUUUGCAAAGGCUCCGCCGCCUUUAUUAUCAACGCUAUGCAAAUCAAGCGACCUGUUUUUAGGAAAUUAAGCAAACGUGUCACUCGCCACAGCUCUGGAGGACACAGAAGCGACAGAAAAGAUUCUGCCAGUCCACUGAAUAGAAGCCUUGGGUCGAGAUGUUGUUCAUUUUGCUGGCUCUCUCUCUGGGCCCGGUUCGGUCGGAGAGGAUGUAUUUCUACCAGUCCAAUGCGACGGAGUGGGCUGCCGCUCGGAACCACUGCCUCGCCUGCUUCAGGGAAUUGGUGAGCGUCUCCCAGGACAACGCCGCCCUGCUGGUGAAAGGCCUGACCAAUGACACCUGGACCGGGUUGCGCAAGGAGCUCGACGGGCCCAUGGACUGGUCCCAGUGGUCGAACGGCGAUCCGCUCACUUUCCAGAACUGGUACCCGGCCCGGCCCGACAGCAACAACUCGGACGACUCCUGCGUCAAGUUCCUGCGCUUCGGACCCUGGUUCGACGAGCCCUGUGAAACGGAGCUGCCCUACAUAUGUUAUGAAGAUCGUUUCUAUGGCAACCUGACUGUGUCCAAAGUCUCGUUAACCAGUGUGUCCCUGAGCUGGACCCCCGGCCCCGGUAAUAUAAGUAACUACCGGGUGGAGGUGUCUGGAAACACCAGCCAGGUGCUGACGUCCACUGGGCUGACAGCGCUGGUGGGGUCCCUGACGCCCGGCAGCCUCUACAGGUUCCAAGUGUUUCCAAUCAAAUGCGACAGAGACCUAAACCCCGAGAACGCCACCGUCUACACAAAGCCGGAGAGGGUGACAAAUCUGAACGUCACGUCCGUCACCACGGGAACGGCGACCCUGCGCUGGAGCCGGCCAGCGGGGAACGAGGACGGCUUCCUCGUGGAGGUGGAGGGGUUCCCAGCUCUGAGCGUCACCGCUCCAGGGGAGGCCGCCUCAGUGCCCGGGCUCAGCCCAGGAAAGCAGUUCACUUUCAGGGUGACGGCGCUGGUCCCGGACCGCUCGAUUAGUGGAAACCCGGUAUCUGUGUCUGCGUUCACCAGGCCGGGUCUCGUCUGCACACUGCAGGUCUCAGAAGUCACGUCGACUGCUCUGAACCUCACCUGGACACGGCCGGAAGGAGGGCACGAUGGCUACAGAGUGGACUGGACCGGCAACUGGGCCUUCCUCAACCACACCCAGACGGUCUCCACAGAAUCAGCCAGGCUGGAGAACCUGGAGCCAGGGGCCAACUACUCGAUCUGGGUGACCGCGCUGGUUGCAAACCAGUCUGUGGAGGGCGAUCCGGUCUUCAUCAGCAGCUACACGAGACCCAACGCAGUGACAGAACUGGUGGUUACCGAGACAACCACAACUCUCAUUGCAGUCCAGUGGCAGCCGCCAGCCAGUGGGAGCUGGCAUUCAUUCAGGGUGCAGAUUCCUGGUUCACCUGCCCUGGAGACUGCAGAGCUAACAGCUAACCUGACUGGGCUGAAAUCUGGCAAGCAAUACACGGUCACGGUCGUUACCCUAGCAACUGACAGCACCAGGCUCUCUGACCCUGUCAACGCAACCACUUACACCAAACUAAACAAACCCAAAAACCUGAUUAACAACUCCUUUAACACGACUGACAUCUACCUGAGCUGGGACGUCCCAGAGAACAUGGAUGGGGUACAGAGCAGCUACCUGGUCAACUACACCACGCAGUUCUGGAAGCUCAGCCAGUCUGUGGUUGCCAGCACCAACGCCAUCGUCCUCACUGGGGUGAAGUCCGGAGUGGAGUACAGUGUCACAGUGCAGACGCUGCUGCAAAUGGGACAGACCAACGUGACCAGUGAGCCUGUCGCAUUCAAAUGCAGCACCAGUAAGCCAUCCGCAGAAUGCGUGCAGAGACCUUUCUCUCUUGCAGUGCACUUUCAGUUCACAUUUUGCGGUAGAGGCAGAAUGCAGAAAGGUCGUUCGUGGCGUGCUGGUUUUUAAUUUGGUCUCGCCUGGGCUUUGUGAUUCACUGGGGCACCGUCCAGCCGUGAAGUAAAUACCGCGUCCCCCCAACGAUCGUCCCGUCUGCAACUGUGGCCAAAAGCUUAGCAUCGCCGAGAAUUUCAGGAUCGUAAUGGGUCGUUUUAGUAACAUCAUUUAGAUCUUUAUGUAACAUCACGGGUGAUCAAAAGAGGAAACUGUAAGGGUUCAAUAUGUUAGCAAGGGAACAUUAUUCAGCAGCUUUCACUGGACUCUAUGAAGCUGAGGGAGUUCAUUCUAUAUAGAG
Polyodon spathula (Mississippi paddlefish) is the source of this 2447-nucleotide messenger RNA. Its product is annotated as receptor-type tyrosine-protein phosphatase eta-like. Gene Ontology annotation, molecular function: protein binding. The transcript has 8 exons. NCBI's taxonomy places the organism in Eukaryota, Metazoa, Chordata, Actinopteri, Acipenseriformes, Polyodontidae. The coding region runs from base 353 to 2161 and encodes 602 amino acids. The record is from RefSeq and is a predicted model, not a curated record.